AGACGAUGACCGUGCAGUGGAAUUGCAUGAGAUAAAACCCAGGACAACUUUUAUUUCAUCUCCAAGCCAUGCUUAAAAAGGAGAAUCUGCGAAAAAAUUUCUUGAGAGUGAAACAAAUUGCAGACCAAAAUUUGGGAAGUUAAAUUCUGGCGCAUGGUGACCCGUUUUGAGCAUGGCAUCACUAUUUAAGAGGUUUUGGGCAGAAAAAUCUGAAGUUUUAUCUGAGGAUCUCCAGACAGUAGAGAAGCGAGUCGAGUUAGUCAAAUCAGUAUGUCAGUCCACAGCCAAAAAGAUCUCAGGUUGUCUUCAGGGGCAAGGCACAGACUUCGAAAAAAGACUGAAAAAGCUACCAGAAAAUGCCUUGGGUCUAGGGAUGAUCGAGAGCAGUGGACUCCUUGGGACAGAUUCUGUAAUGGGUACAAUGUUCCAGACCUGUGGGGAAUGCCAGACCACUCUGGCAAAGGAACUGUUGCAAUAUGAAAUAGAUGUAGAACAAAAGGUCCUAUCUCCUAUACAAGAAAUACUAGAUGAGGAAAUUCCUGUGAUAAAUAAGUGUAAAAAACAGUUAUCCAAGCUUACUUUGGACAUGGACUCGUGUAAAGGCAGAUGGAACCAGGCAGUAAAACAAAGUCAGGUUCAUGGUACCAACAUGGUGACGGCAUCAGCGAAGGCAGACCAACUCAAAGAGGAGUAUGAAGAGUCGUGUAAUAAAAUGUACCAGGCUCGGGAUAACCUAGCCACAGAAAUGUUCAACUUUGUAGCAAAAGAAGCCGAGCAUAGUAGUAAAUUAAUAUCUUUGUUGGAAGCUCAAAGAGCAUAUCACAAAAGAGCCCUGGAGGCUCUAGAUCAAGCAAUACCAAAACUAAACGAAGCACUAGAAUGUAAUCCACUUAAGAAAGUCUAUGGGGUUCCUUUGGAGGAGCACUUGAGGGUCACUGGGAGGGACAUAGCUCUGGUGCUAGAAGUGUGUGUUAUAACACUCAUAGAUGGGGGCUUAGAGGAAGAGGGUUUAUUUCGAAUAGCAGGAAUGGCUUCAAAAGUAAAGAAGCUAAAGAAUGCUUUUGAUGCUAAUGUGAUAGACAUGGAGGAGUAUGCCAUAGAUUUACAUACUGUAGCAGGUGCUCUGAAGCAAUAUUUUAGGGAACUCCCAGAACCACUGCUUACAACACAACUCUACCCUGACUUCAUUCAAGCUGCUAAAUUGCCGCAAGAACAGAAAUUGCAACAGUUGUGGGCUGCAAUACGUAAAUUACCUGAACAAAACUAUAAUAAUUUUAGGUAUUUAAUUAAAUUUUUGGCUAAGUUAGCUGAGAAGUCUGAUGAAAAUAAGAUGACUCCAAGUAACAUAGCCAUUGUCAUAGGACCAAAUUUACUGUGGUCAGAGGGAGAUAAUGGUCCAAACAUGGUGACAAGUGGAACCAUUAGUAACAUGAUAGAACUCUUCAUCACGCACUGUAAUUGGUUCUUCCCAGAAGCUGUUGACUUUUACCACACUACUCGUGGGACUGCUCCCCCCAAAUCUCCGGGGGUCAAGGAGUCACACACACCUGUCACUGCAACUGUCCUCCCCAUAGUCCAGGGGCCACAGCAUGGUUCAGUAAGUCAGGCAUGUGAAAUGGCAUGCAUGACCGCAGUGGGAGCCAUAUCCUCCCACGUCACCUCUGCCUCUGUGACUGAAGUAUUUAGCGAGGACCAGAAAAUGCCAUCCCAGAGAUCGUCGGAUGAGGACAACGCAUCCAGCUCUGAAGGUGAACUAACACGACCACCUAGUGGUCAGUUUGGGCGUGCCUCUUUCAGCAAUAGUGGUGGUUUUCCUUCUAGUACUACUAACCUUAUUCAUACUCCUAAGUUUAAUGCUGAUGAAGUCAGGGGAAACAGAGGAAACUCGGAAAGGUGCCGAUCGGUGCCACCACAGAAUGAGGCUGCCAAAGAUGUCCACAGUGACGUGUAUAACACCAUGUUUGCUUUGCACUCACUGGGAGGCAACAAAAAUGUAUCUGACUAUCGAACCAAGGUUCGAGAUUUGUGGGAUGGCCACAUGCACAGACCAGCUUCUGCUGUUGUCAGAAACAAUAGCAAUGCAGAGAGUGGAAGCAGGAUAGCAGGAAAGCCCCGUCGCUGUGUCAGUCAAGAGGUGGACUUUGGAACCAUGGCCUCUUUGAAAAUGAACAAUUCUGAUUUGACGGACUUGGACCAGUCAUUGACCAAUCAGGAGACUGCUGAAUCGACAAAUGAUGUUCCUACGUCUCCACCAAACCAGACUCAGGUGGAACACAGAAUCAUCAAUGACUCAGAAUAUGCUGAGGUUUCAAAAGUUCAGAAGAGAGUUCCAAGGAAGCCAGCACCCCCACCCCCAGAGAGACCAAGUUUACCUGAGCGACCCUACAGCAUCGCUGUGACAGCACAAGCCCGGCCACCUGUUCCCCAGGCCCAGACCUGGCCCCGACAGAUGGAGGCUUCACCAGGAGAAACUGUGCCAAACCAGGAGCAGAGUAAGCCCAAAACUCAGCCAGACAAACCCGCUCCUCCCGAGAAACCCCUGGGAGGUCACCCCCCACAACGAUCAGCAACGAUGCACGAGAGACAUUCUCACUCUGACAGGCCCUCUGUCCCGCCCCCAGACAGACCAAAGGUUCCUCCCCCAGCAGUACCAAACCAUCAGCGGUCAGCCUCCACUGGCACGCCUGGUCAGUUUGGACCUGCCAUAUCUUCGUUCCCUGACAAUGAUCAAGGUAGACUAUCCACUAAUUCUUAUGAAUCCCUAGAUAAACAAGGAUCUGGUAAUCUACUAACUCCUGACGGGCGACUUCAAUCCUCGUCCAAUGAGCAUUUGUCUUCUAACCGCUUACAUCAAGGUAGUGCAAGACCUCAGCGCCCCCAGCCCCCUGUCAUGCCACCCAAGGAACCUCACACACUUCCCGUAGCCACUCAAGAUGAGGAAACUCAUUUGUAAUGUAAACAUUGUGAUAUUUUUAGCACUGAGUCAGUGUCUCCCCCCUUCCUAGGCUGGUGACAUAUUUAUUUUAUCACUCAAAGAAAAUCAAAUCCUUGUUGCUUGCCAGAUGAGCACCAUGUGUACAAUGCUAUGCACCCUCCCCAGUAUUAGCAUUGUUGUGAAUCAUUAUCAGAACUGAUAUGUAUUAUACACCCUCUGUAUUGUGAAAAUGUGUAGCUUUUAGGGGUACAUUUCCUGUGCCAGCAUUUAUAUUUUUAUUCAGAGUUUCAGCAAUAUUUUAGUCUUUGAUAGAUAUUUUGCUAUUAAGUGAAAGCUUUUUGGUGUUUAGGUGUUGUAACAGAAUUGUUUGCACCUAUUUUAAAAGAAAAGCAAUUUGUCAAAAUAGAUACAAUAUCCAAACUAGUCUCUGAAGCCACUUAAUCAAAGGGGGCAAAAAUAUAUCACCAUUUAAUCCUGUUAUAUGCCAGUAGAUUAGUGAAAUGUCAGAUUUCUCAACUAAUUUAUACAUGAAGCGGUUAUUGCACUACCUUUGCAUUAGGGCAAGGGACAGGGGUAAAGCGCAUUGUAUUCACCAAAACUGUAUGUAAAAAUAGCAGCAUGUAUUAUGCAUGAUACAACAUUAACAUGCUUGCUUGUUAUAAGUUUACUGAAGAAUUUGUGAUAAUACACAAGGUUGUAUGUUAAUUUCUACAAAAUGUUAUGUGAGUAUACCCCCUAUACAUGUACGGGAUCUUGCAAUUUUGCUUUAGUAUACAUCUUUUUUUCUCUUAUGAAAUAUUCAUAUACACAUGUAUUUGAUACCAUAUAUGUUAUAUUUUAUUGCUUGCUUUUUUUUCUUCAGUUUUUUUUUUAAAUUUGUAUUAAUCAUAAUGAAACUGUGGAUAUAUAUAAGGUUGAACUUUCUAUGAAAGAAUAUAUCUUAAUAUGUAAACAAAAACUUGCAGGCAGAUCAUGUAACUGUAUACAAUACAUGAUGCCAGAAUUUAUUAUCAAUAUAAAAAUUUGCAUUUAUAUUCAGUUUUGAUUCAAAAUAAUAGCUAAUUUUGCAGGUCUUAAAUGGAGAGGGUCACAAUAGUCAAAAUAAUAUUUUGUCAUAGAAUAACAACCUCUGUAUUUUAGUAAUGAUAUGAUAUUGUUUGAAGUCUUGUCUUCUUUUCUAGUAUUUUAUGGCAAGACAUGGGUUUAAGGUAAAAUGCCAUAUACUGGUCUGAUUGAGGCUACAUAUUGCUCAUAUUAUGUACCGAAACUACUAGUAUUACCAUUAUUUUAAGAAAUACCAAAAUAUUAAGAGAACAUAUUGCCUACUAAAAUGUGUGAUAUAUGCUACAAAGAAAAUACCAAAGACUGGUGUAUCUGGACCACAAUAACUCU
Saccostrea cuccullata (small rock oyster) is the source of this 4327-nucleotide messenger RNA. RefSeq names its product rho GTPase-activating protein 17-like. The record is from RefSeq and is a predicted model, not a curated record. Gene Ontology annotation, molecular function: GTPase activator activity; protein binding. Lineage: Eukaryota; Metazoa; Mollusca; Bivalvia; Ostreida; Ostreidae. The transcript has 18 exons. The coding region runs from base 173 to 2953 and encodes 926 amino acids. Gene Ontology annotation, cellular component: intracellular anatomical structure; cytoplasm. Gene Ontology annotation, biological process: regulation of Rac protein signal transduction; signal transduction; regulation of actin cytoskeleton organization.